Molecule: messenger RNA, 714 nt
Organism: Globicephala melas (long-finned pilot whale)
Lineage: Eukaryota; Metazoa; Chordata; Mammalia; Artiodactyla; Delphinidae
Product: ribosomal RNA small subunit methyltransferase I-like
Molecular function (GO): methyltransferase activity
Source: RefSeq, a predicted model, not a curated record
AUGAACUCAAAAGCAAAACUCUACCUCAUACCUGUUCCCCUUGCCGAUAUUGAGCAUUCUCAAUGCCUACCUGAAUACAAUAAGGCGGUAAUUCUUACGCUUAAAUACUUCAUCGUUGAAAAUGUUCGUUCGGCAAGACGAUUCCUCAAGGCUGUAGACAGGACUAUAGAUAUUGAUAGCCUGAACUUCGUAGAGCUAAACAAGCAUUCUAACCCCAAGCUAAUAACGAGUUAUUUAGAUCCUAUGAAGGAAGGACAUAGCAUCGGUAUCAUAAGUGAAGCUGGUUGUCCUGCAGUAGCUGAUCCAGGUAGUGAUGUCGUAGCUAUAGCUCAGAGAAAAGGAUUUGAAGUCUGCCCCCUAAUUGGACCUUCAUCUAUCCUGCUUGCUCUAAUGGGUUCAGGCUUCAAUGGUCAGGGCUUUAGCUUCAAUGGUUAUUUACCUAUUCAGGAUAGUGAUAGGAGUAAGACCUUAAAAGACCUUGAGGCAAAGGCUCUAAGAGGACAGACUCAAAUCUUCAUUGAGACGCCCUACCGUAAUGACAAACUUCUACAAGAGCUGAUUAAGCAGUGCAAAAGCUCUACCCUACUCUGUAUUGCCUCAAACCUAACUGCUCCUGACUGCCUCAUACAGACCAAGACGCUCAGUCAGUGGGCCAAGAACCUGCCCAACCUACACAAACGUCCAACGAUCUUCCUCCUAGGACAAUACUCCUAA